Messenger RNA from Anguilla rostrata (American eel), 5824 nucleotides. It is a transcript of the gene wnt9b, whose product is annotated as wingless-type MMTV integration site family, member 9B. Gene Ontology annotation, biological process: canonical Wnt signaling pathway; multicellular organism development; cell fate commitment. Gene Ontology annotation, molecular function: cytokine activity; frizzled binding. Lineage: Eukaryota; Metazoa; Chordata; Actinopteri; Anguilliformes; Anguillidae. The coding region runs from base 59 to 1126 and encodes 355 amino acids. The transcript has 4 exons. Gene Ontology annotation, cellular component: extracellular region. The record is from RefSeq and is a predicted model, not a curated record.
GAGUGGGGACUUCUCAGCGGAGAAACACCGAGAUGAAGAGCAGCGCUUAUCCGGCAUCAUGUGCCCCAGGCUCCCGAGGACUGCCUGCCUGCUGCGACUCAUUGCCCUCUGCAUCCUCCUCUCACAAACGUCAGCCUAUUUCGGGUUGACAGGCAGAGAGCCACUGGUGUUUCUACCUGCACCGCUAUCAAACGAGUCUCCCUCGGGUAAAGCGCACCUGAAGCAAUGUGAGCAGCUGACCCUAACUCGCCGACAGAAGCGUCUUUGCCGCCGGGAGCCGGGUCUGGCCGAAACACUUCGGGAAUCUGUGCGCCUCAGCCUCCUGGAAUGCCGGUACCAGUUCCGAAACGAGAGGUGGAACUGCAGCCUCGACGGCCGAGGAAGUCUGCUAAAGCGAGGGUUUAAGGAGACAGCGUUUUUGUUGGCGGUGUCAUCGGCAGCCUUGACCCAUGCGCUGGCAAAAGCAUGCAGUUCUGGUCGGAUGGAACGCUGCACUUGCGACGACUCACCAGACUUGGAGCACCGAGAAGCCUGGCAGUGGGGCAUUUGUGGCGACAACCUCAAGUACAGCACCAAGUUCCUCAAGAAUUUCUUGGGGCAGAAGAGGGUCAGUAAGGACUUGAGAGCACAGAUCGACUCUCAUAACAUCAACGUGGGAGUUCGGGCAGUGAAGAGCGGGCUGAAGACCACCUGUAAAUGCCACGGCGUGUCGGGCUCCUGCGCCGUGCGCACCUGCUGGAAGCAGCUCUCCCCCUUCCACGACACCGGCCGGCUCCUCAAGUUCCGCUACGACUCGGCCGUGCGCGUGCUGAGCGUCACCAACGCCGCCACGGGGGAGGCGGAGCUGGCGGGGCCCCGGCGCCACGGCCACAGCCCCCGCUCCAUGGACCUGGUCUACCUGGAGGACUCGCCCAGCUUCUGCCGGCCCUCCCGCUACUCCCCGGGCACGGCCGGGCGGCCCUGCGCCAAGGACGCCAGCUGCCAGAACCUGUGCUGCGGGCGCGGCUACAACACCGCCCUGCGCCACACCACCCUCUCCUGCCACUGCCAGGUGCGCUGGUGCUGCCAUGUGGAGUGCCAGACCUGCCUGAGAGAGGAGGAAGUGUACACAUGUAAAAAACACUGAGGGGGGGGGGGGGGAGAGAGAAAGGGGGAGAAAGGGAGAGGAAUGAGCGUGGGACCAGAGAAGAUGGCGUCAACCAUGUUGAAGAAGAGGAAUUGCUUUGUGUAUGGAUUUGGGCAGAAUCUGGAGGACAGGGGCAAACACCCUUUUGGAAGCUGUGAGAGUGAGAUGGAGGGAACAGAAAAAAAUGAAGGAAACAGAAGUGGUGGCACCAGGAACUUUCUUGUAAUACCAUAUGUCUCUGUUUUCUUCACUCAAAUAUGGCUUUAGAGGCUGGACAAGCUUUGCCCUUAUCUAUUCUUCUAGACUUCAUUGAGACUGCAAAGAACCAAAGAUUUCCCAUUUCAAACUUCAGUACUCCAGGAAGAGGGAAACUUACUUUUGUAAAAGGGAAACUGCAUUAACCCAAAAGGACCUCAUGGCACACAUGACACUCAAAAGUUGCAUUUUGGUGAGCAGGUUGUUUGCUGUCCGUAGCAUCAGCUGUUCUGGUCGCUGUAGGAACUGCACAGUGACUAGGAUGGUACUUUAGAACACUGGUUCCCAACUUCUGACCUAGGGGACUCCUGUGUAUGCUGGUUUUCGUUCCAAGCACAGUUGCAAUCCCAGAAUGUUAACAAGCUGUUAAUUUUUUUUAAAAUAAGGUGCUCUUUAUGUUUAGAGGUAUUUUGGUACCCUCUUAAGGCACAUUAGGUCAGAAAUAGCUAUACAGUUCAUGUGGAAUAAGCAUCCCACAUUCACAUUAUGCUUAUUGUGAAAUGUUGCAUAUAGUUAAAUUAAAACAGGUAACAACAUCAUUUAAUGGAUCAAAUUAAAGACUGAAGUGAAUCAAUACGUUCUUAAUUGGUGAUGGUGUAGACAAAUGGCCACUAAAACUAACCAUUUGGUAUAAUUUAAGGACAAAGCAAAUGAUAACAAGCCAAGCCUGCAUUGUGAUAAUUAGUUUAUGGUUAAAUUAUGGAAGAACUUGAACGCAUGUUCAACAACCUAAUUAGGAGCCUGUCGAUUCACCUCAGUUUUCAUUUUGAACAGUUAACAAUUUUGCUACCUCUUUUUAUAUAACUGUUUGCAAUAUAGCACAAUAAGCACAAAGUGAACAUGGAGUUUUUAUUCUUCAUGGCAUGCAUAGCUAUUUCUGACACACUGCGAUUUAAGAAUGUAAAUAAUCCAUCUAAAGUUUAAAAGCAACUAAUUAAGAAAAAUGAACAGCAUGUUAAAAUUUUGGGGUUGCAACUGUGGUUGUAACAAAAAAAACAGCACACGCAGGGGUCCCCAGGACUAUGGUUGGGAACCACUACUUCAGAAGAUGCCCCAUCAAAUGGCCUCACUGCUAAUGAAAUAGACUUUAGAGGCUUUCAUCUGAGACUAUGAAGAGGCAACCAGCCAGGACCUCAUUCCAAUGAAAGGUCUCAGGAGUUUAGGUUGUCUUCCUGGCUGGUCAUUCUUCCCCAGGUACUGUACAAGGCUAUGUGAGAGAUUAUGGUGUCACCUGACCUGUCCAGAGACUAUAUCACUGCUAAAUUUUCCAUUAUCAGAGCUGGAAACAGGCAGGACUAAAACCACUAUCCCUGACUGGUUCAACUUUCAGUGGGGCUAGUUCAUGUUUCCAUUUCCUUUUCAGUCAUUGCCACUUGCAGUCGGGAAAAUUCUUUCAGGGGUGGUAUUGUUUUUAUGAUUGUAUGACACAUUUCCAGUACAAAUAGCAGUAUAAAUUGUUAUUCUUGAAGAAAUGUCUUAUCUUAGACAGUACAAUGUUUAGUGUUAAAUCAACUCUGACAGAGUAGCUUUUACUGUGCUCUGGUACAUGUGUUUAGCAUGUGAUCCUUACUGGAUUCAAUAGAUUCAAGUCUGUUAGAGCUGUAUUAACAGUGAACAUUUUACUGUUUAAUUUGAGAAGUUUACAAGAAAAGAGAUUACAAAGAAAAGCAUGUGCACAUAACCUGCCAGAAGCAACAAAUAGCUAUUUGCUAGGGGCCAAACAAUUAUGAAGAAUUUUCUCUGUGAGGGAUUUUCCCUCUGUAUUACACAAACAGAGCAACAUGGUAAUGACACAUCCUGCACAGUCUUGCUCUCUGGUUAGCCAGUUAACCAGCUUUGUUACGGUGCUUAAGGAGCAUGUUUCCACAUUAUGCAGAUGUCGUUUGAACACUGAGCCUGGUACUUCCGCCUUGUUUGAGUUCUGGUAGGGGAAAGGGCAGUGCUAAUGUGCCCUGUUGCUUGUCUGCCUGCUGCUGUAUGUCUGUGUGUCGUUGCAAGUUCUUUGAGGGAAAAACACCACUUGGCCGCAUGGAGUCCAGUGGGCUGUCUGUCUGUUGCUGUGAGAAACGCAAGUGGGCCCUUUUGUAAAUAGUGGGUCAAUAAGAAGCACUUAAAUGAGCAAACAGUAAUACUCCGUCAAAACACACAUAAAUCGCAUUGCUUACAACAAAUAUGGCUUCCGGUGUAAUCUACACUAGGUUAUUUGGCCACAGUUAGUUUAUCAUGUCGUUCUUUUAGCAUUUGGUUGUUUUGUUUGGCUCUUUGCAUGCUUUAAAUGUAGCUUACUUGAGCUAUAAAAUGUUUUUAGUUGUAUUUAGCACUGCUGAACCUCCUAAGAAUGUUAAUUGUAUGAUAUGGUAUGCGAUGUGUGCCUUGUAUAAUCAGAUUUCAUCUGCCCAUAUUUUUGUUCAUAAUUAUAACAUGUCCACAUGUCAAGGGAUGACAUAACAUGAUUUGACUCUGGUGUGUCAUGCUUUAUCUGUAAUGGAGAGGAAAUUAGGGAAUAUAUUUUAAGGCAGUGAUGAAAAGGGAUACACAAUGCAAAAGCACUGUGUUAGUACACUAUGAAGGGAUUGGACAUGGUUUUCAAGUACCGUGUGCGUGAUACUGUGUAAAGACAUUGUCCCACACUAUUGCCUUGUGUAUAACUAACUACAAUGUUUACGUGUUCACAAGGACUUUAAAAUUACGGGCUUUGAGCAUGUUCACAUGCAAAUGACAAAACUUUUAGUUUUACCCCUUUACUUCUUAAGCAUCUAACUUAAGCUCCCUUUUGUGUAUUUAUUUGGCUUGAAUGGCUCAUUCUUUGGCAUGUUGUGUUUUCUCAUCAACAAUUAGUGGAAAUUGCAGCAUUUAUCCUCCAGACCCCUUUGCUCCUUUGUGAUUGAGGCUGAACUGUUCAUACGGUGUCCCGACAUGAUUUUUUUUUUGUGCCACAUAUCUGUUUUUAAUCUCUUAGUGACUGUUUUGUUUGUUCAAACUCCGAGCAGUGACACCACGCGCCCGAGGGCAGGAGUUCUCCCCCUUCCCCGAGUGCUCCAGCACUGGCAAAGACCACAUAAGAGCCGGAUUUCAAUCUCAUUUCGAGCAGUUUACAGGGACAGUUAAGGCACUUUGGGGCUCAGCUGAUCAAUCUCCAUUCUUCUAAAGAUAAAGCCCCCUCUCCCCGCGAGCCUGGAUGUUAUUAGGGGAAUAUUACAUAUUCGUUUGUGUCAGACAUCUGUUUGUGCUGGCGCCCGAUCAGGGCAAUCACGGGCGGGGGCCUUGAUGCAGGGGAAGGAAAUUCCCCUGAGCUGGAAAGCGCUGUGGUGAAAUUGGCUUCAUUGAUCAAACCCAAAACGUUCAAGUUCAUUGUAAUUUCUGCCUCAGACAGGUAAGUCACAGCGGUUCACUUUGGGAUCUUAAAGUCUAAAUUUAAGACAAUCAGUGAGUGCUCUGCUGCGCCCUGUGUAAAUUUCAGUCCCAAUAGCUUAUCAAUCAAGAAGCAGUCGAUAUGGUUCAGUCUACAUAUUCAAAUAGCUGUUUUUUUUAAUAAGAUGUACCUGCACCAAAUGAAUUAAACCCAUUGACCCCAGAUGGAUAUACUUGCAUUCAAAUUAAGUUGGUAAUUGUGACAUUUAGUCACACUGUUCUUUAAGUCCUGUUUUAGUAUUCAUAUGACAUGUCUAUAUGUAAUUGAGAAGGCCAUGGGGAACUCAUAGAAAGUUGUUUUUUAUUGCAGAUGAAUAUUUAUUGGUCCAGUAUUGAUUGUUGUUAGUCCACAAACAAGUUAGAAUUAAUGUUAACAAACAUUAUUGCGAUAAAUAUACUUGUGUUAUGGCUGAUGUCUUCUAACUUGCAUGAGUGCAAUGAUUUUUGUUGCCAAAUCAACUUGUGCUGUUGGAUUUCAUUCAUGUGUAUAAAUGCCUCUUGUUCUUUUUGUAACUUCAGCAUUUGUAAUAUGUUUUGGUUUUAUUUUUUAUAAUAUGGAUGCCUUGCCCAAAAAUGUGGAGAAACAAACUCAGACACACCACUGGUUUGUCAUUAUACACAAUGGUGAAAUCAUUAUACACAGAAUUAUAAAUUUUUGUUCAGACACAAAAAGCCUCCCACUCAAAGAUAUGUGUAACAUUUUGUCAAAAAAAGGUCAAAGUUCACAUUGUAGCUCAAGGCUUCCAUAACAAGGGAAAUCACUCAAACUUCAAAGGUUAUGUUUCUACCUCACUUGUACAGCCUGUAAGCAAAUGAACACUGAACUAAUCUGUUUGCCAUUCAUCCCUUAAAUUCUCCAUGAAAUUCAGCUUUGACAUUCAAUUUCCAGGGCUCCUCAACUGGGCUGUGCAUAAUCAUCAUUUUACCUUUGUGACAUCUCAAAUAGAAAUACAAAAUUAUAUUAUAUAUAUUCUUAUUUAAAAGCUGUUAUAAGUGACUGAAUAAAUGAUUAUAUAUUGUUUGUAAAAACAA